AUGACGUCAUCAGCCCGCGCCGUGCUGUUGUCAGAGCUGAGAUUCAGAGAGCAGGAUGAAGGAGCAAGUGGCAAGUGUUUAACUAACGGAGCUGCUGCUGACGGGUUCGGUUCGGUUCGGUCCGGUUUGAGCCGGCUAGCUGUUAGCAUCUGGACAUCUGCUGUAAAACUCAGUCAGUCAGUUUCUCAGGAUGCAGCUCUUGUAGCUCCACACAGAAUGAGUCGUGAUGAAGAAACCAAAGCUGGCUGGAGUUUUCCUCGUCCUCGGCUGCCUGCUCGCCUACCUGAUGUUUGUGAAGCGUCACUACUUAGCCACGAAGACUGAAGCCUACAGACUACCUCCCCCUUAUCAGCCCGGCUCGGACAAGCUCGGAGAUGAUGGGCCCGCCUCGGCGCCUGCUGAGCAGAAGUUCCAGUACGGCAUCAUGUUUGAUGCUGGGAGCACUGGGACCAGAAUCCACAUCUUUAAGUUCCAGUUAGAGGAUAAAGAAGCUCCCAGACUGGCCCACGAGACGUUCAGAGCCAUCAAACCUGGACUUUCUGUGUACGCUGACGAUCCAGAGAAGUGUACAGCAGGUAUCAAGGAGCUUCUGGAGGUGGCCAAGUCCAGCAUCCCGUCCUCCAUGUGGACCCUCACCCCUGUGGUCCUGAAGGCCACGGCUGGGCUCCGCCUGCUGCCCGGAGAGAAGGCCCAACACCUGCUGGACCAGGUGAGUCAGCUGUUUCUGGAGUCGCCGUUUCUGUCCAGUGAUGACAGCGUGUCCAUCAUGGACGGCACUGACGAAGGGAUUUCUGCCUGGAUCACCGUCAACUUCCUCACUGGUGGUCUUCACGGUGCUGACUCGCCCACAGUGGGGAUGUUGGAUCUGGGGGGCGGGUCCACUCAGAUCACCUUCAGUCCUCAAGACGAGAAAACCAUCCAGACCUCACCCAUCGACUACAUCAGGUCCUUCCAGAUGUUCAACAACACACACACCGUCUACACUCACAGCUAUCUGGGUCUGGGUCUGAUGUCGGCUCGGCUCGCCGUCUUAGGAGGCGUUGACUCUUCUCCCCUAGGGGGCAGCACAGAGCUGGUCAGCCCCUGCCUUGCUCCAGAGUACUCGGGCAGCUGGGAGCACGCUGACGUUGUGUACGCUGUGAGGGGUCAGAAGGCAGGGGAGCCUGUUUAUGAGGCGUGUCUGACCAAAGUGGAGAAGAUUCUGUACAGGAAGGUGACGAAGGCGCCUGAAGCAGCAGACAUGGAUUUCUACGCCUUCUCCUACUACUACGACCGAGCCGUCGACCUCGGGGUGAUCGAGGAGAAGAAGGGAGGAACCAUCAGAGUGUCAGAUUACAUCGAGUCAGCUAAAAGAGUUUGCAGUGGCCUGACUGCCAGUCCUCCCCAGAGUCCGUUCCAGUGUCUGGACCUGGUCUACAUCUCGGUCCUGCUGCAGGAGCUUGGAUUCCCCCCGACCAAACAGUUCAAGCUGGCGAGGACGAUCAACGAGGUGGAGACCAGCUGGGCUCUGGGAGCAACGUUUCAUUACAUCGAGUCCCUGAAGAGACACUGAUGCUUUUAUUGUGAAAAACUUGAGAACACAAACAUCCUGAAUGUUCUGAGCCUCAGACCCCUGGUGACCUCAUACCAUACCCAAACCCGACCCCCUAGUCUCUGUGGAGCCUGACACCUGCUGGUGAAAAGCAGAAGCCCCUAUUGGCUGAUCCCAGAUGAUGUCACUCAGGAACCAAUCCAAAGACAGAUGGACACAUAUUUACCUGCAGCUGUCAGGCUCCACACACACCUGGGGCUCCAUUACAGAAACUGACGUGUCAGUUCAGGAGCACAUGGAGGAAACACGAAGAAUUUAACUUUACAGAAUCGUCCACUGAAAUAUCACAAUAGAGUUGCUUCUCCACCGCAACUGUCAGAUAAGCUAACACUGCCGUUAGCCUGCUGGAGAAGCUAACAUUCUCCUAGCGCCCAUCUGUUCUUGUCCACCAUUGUAAGCUGUUGUCAUGGUUACGGACACAGAAACAGGCUUGACAGGACGAGUGCCAAUUAAAGGAUCGAGUUGAAAGUUCUAUAAAGGAUUUCUUUAGAUGUGACGUCGGCCACAGGACGCAGCCAUGAGUUUGGUUUUUUUCUGUCAUUGAAGCUUCAACAGGACGAGCGGUCAGUUCUUCUGUAAUGAGGCCCUGAACAGUAUGACAUCAUGUCUGACCGUCCAAUCAGACGCUGUGCUGGCUCCUCUGCUCCUCAAACUGCACUUUGCUUCAUAUUUCAGUUAUGAAGGAGAAGUUGAGUCCAGAAACUCAGUUUCCUUUUUUCCGGAACAAAGUGACCUCGUGGAAACACUCCACACAGGAAACACUGUCAGCAGCACAGCAGCAGCUCCUUCACCCGUAAAUCCUCACUUAGAUAUUUAACUUCUAUAUUUUGCUAUAAAGGAUGUGGGUAACAGCAUGUUUUUAUAUGGAUCAGUAGAUUAUUUGUAACCGUGAUGAAUGUUUGAAGAUGAUGUUUGUGCCAAAAAUAUUCAGUUUGUUCCAGAUUCGCCAAAACCCUCAAAAACAGAGAAACAGGUCACACUUGUGUGAAUGGUCUCAUCUUUAAUCCUCAGACAGUUUGAUCACCUGAACGGUACAACUGUCACUCUGUGACCUCACGUCUCUCGUCAUGUUAAACUUGAUAUAUUGUGUUUGUAUCGACAGCGGCUGAUUGUUUUCUACUCUGAAGGAUCUGUUUCUACAUGUGGUGAAUGUUUCUGAACUCUGCAGGUGUCAAACACAUAAUAAAGACGAGUCCACCGUCA
Molecule: messenger RNA, 2794 nt
Organism: Acanthopagrus latus (yellowfin seabream)
Lineage: Eukaryota; Metazoa; Chordata; Actinopteri; Spariformes; Sparidae
Gene: entpd6
Product: ectonucleoside triphosphate diphosphohydrolase 6
Exons: 15
Coding region: 227-1552 (441 amino acids)
Biological process (GO): nucleoside diphosphate catabolic process
Cellular component (GO): Golgi apparatus; membrane
Molecular function (GO): GDP phosphatase activity; UDP phosphatase activity
Source: RefSeq, a predicted model, not a curated record